Molecule: messenger RNA, 1071 nt
Organism: Lathyrus oleraceus (garden pea)
Lineage: Eukaryota; Viridiplantae; Streptophyta; Magnoliopsida; Fabales; Fabaceae
Exons: 3
Coding region: 1-1071 (356 amino acids)
Source: RefSeq, a predicted model, not a curated record
AUGUGCAAUGGAUUAUUCUUAUUUUGUUGCAAAGAUGGUCGGGCAGAUAACAUAGUUCCUGGUGUAUAUCAUUACUUUGUCUUGAAUCCUGUAACAAAACAAUGUGUGGCUGUUCUGAAACCUGUAGGACAAAAAUCUGGAGGGUAUUCCUAUGCCGCUCUAGCAUAUGACCAUGAAGAAUCUUGGUUCUUCAAGAUUAUACGUUUUCAAGGUCACCGCCAUAUCAAUAUUUUCUCCUCUAAAACCGGUAUUUGGACUACAUUGACUAUUUGCUUUCCUGAAUAUAUUAACGAGUCUUAUUGGGUAAAAAAAUGUGUUUACUUAAAAGGGUCUAUUUAUAGACUAUCGUAUUCAGGACAUUUAUUGAGAAUUAAAGUUGAUCCUCAAGAGAAUGUCUCAAAACAAGCUGAGGUGAUAAAACUUCAUCCAGAUUGUCUUUUUGAUGAUUCACAAUGGAAAAUAAGUCUAAAAGAUAACAAGAUCUUAUUGGUCUUAUCUAGAGGUAUGAACUUUAUGUGUUUUGAACUUGUUGAAUGUGUUACAAAGGGUGUUUGCACUUACACAUGGCACAUAAAUCAUAAUAAAGAGAAUGAAAAGUUGUUGUUUCUCAAUACUAACGGAGAGCUCUUGGCCUUUUACCCUUUCAAUGAUACGGCGGUUUUCAAGAUUAGAAGUCUUUUAUAUUUUUACUUCUAUAACUUAAAUGGUAACAACAUCAAGGAAAUUGUAGUGUUUAGGCCCAAUAAAAUUGCGCUUGAAUACAUAAGAAAGUGUGGCCAACCAUUGCUCAAGUGCUUCGUCCCUUUUGCAUGCUGCUUAGAGAAGGAGGUUUCCUCUAAUCAGGCGCCUGAGAUAGCAGAUUCACCAGUGUCACCUCCUACUAUAGACACUUAUGAGUCUGUGCCACCUCCUACUGAUGAUGUUGCUGAUCCAGUGACAUCUCCGGAGCGCGGUCCGCAGAAGUUUAUUAACCACGGACGGAAGAUUACUAACUUUCCUCAGUCGAAUAAGGAUUGGUUUCAAGCAGUUUUGUCAUUAUCUGACCUGAAGGACUUAUGCAUGACUAGUUAA